Prunus persica (peach) is the source of this 898-nucleotide messenger RNA. Its product is annotated as putative B3 domain-containing protein At5g58280. The transcript is spliced from 3 exons. NCBI's taxonomy places the organism in Eukaryota, Viridiplantae, Streptophyta, Magnoliopsida, Rosales, Rosaceae. Bases 157 to 723 code for a protein of 188 amino acids. The record is from RefSeq and is a predicted model, not a curated record. Gene Ontology annotation, molecular function: DNA binding.
GGUCCUAGUGGAGAAUGUUGGACAGUGGGUUUGGAACUGAGAGGGGAUUGAUUUGUCUUCCAUAAGGGUUGGCAGGGUUUUGUGAAGGAUCAUUCUUUGGAAAUUGCAAAUUUUUUGGUUUUUGAUUAUGGUGGCAAAUCCAAGUUUGAUGUCACAAUGUAUGAUCCAAUUGGCACUGAGAAGGAGUUAGAACCAGCCGAGAAGAGAAGGGGAAAUCGAGCUCAAUUGGAGGAGGAGAUCAUUGAGCUUGAAACUGAAGAACCCGACGAAGAGAGUGAAGAAGAUGCUCGUAUAUCAAACAUAAGAAAGUGCAAGUCUGGAAAGAGGAUUGCAACUGAUGGUGGGAAAGAAAAAUCAAAUGCACAUGUUGCGUUCAGAUCGAAGCAUCCAUGCUUCAUUGGAACUAUGACGAAGAACCACUAUCGCCUAAAUAUCCCAAAGGCGCUGGCUGUAGCUAAAGGUCUCAUUAGAAAGAAGAGUGUAGAGGUUGAAGAUCCAAAUGGGAUAUCAUGGGAUGUUAAAGUAAGGCUCCAUGGAAAGGAACAUCGCGGUGGUCGUUUGUUCAUGACAAAAGGGUUGUCAAAAUGUUUUCAUGCAAACAACAUUUCACUUGGGGACACACUGGUUUUUGAGCUUUUCAACACGAAGAGCGGUGGAAUGAAAAUAUAUAUUUUCAGAGGAAACAGUAAUGUUUUACUGGAUGCCUCCAAUGUCGAAUAUUAAGGCUGUAGUUGGCAUCAGAGCCUAAUUGCAAUGAUCAGUAAAUUUCAGGACUUAUUGUGGGAAGCCACUUAGGAAUUGUUCAGAUUUAUGUAUGGUAGUUGUUGGAGAGAAACAAUAUCUGACUGAUAUGGGUGGUUUUAGAUGUAAGAUUUAGAUGUGUGAAAUGUGAUUGAUU